Molecule: messenger RNA, 1037 nt
Organism: Megalopta genalis
Lineage: Eukaryota; Metazoa; Arthropoda; Insecta; Hymenoptera; Halictidae
Gene: Taf13
Product: TATA-box binding protein associated factor 13
Biological process (GO): transcription by RNA polymerase II
Cellular component (GO): transcription factor TFIID complex
Molecular function (GO): protein heterodimerization activity
Source: RefSeq, a predicted model, not a curated record
UUAAAUACAACUGAAGUUAUUAAAAAACUGUUCAAAUCAGUUGCGACUAAUUUCAGCUGAUUUCAUUUGCCAUCUUGUUUAUGCGCAUUCCUUAAAUGCAUAACAUACGUAUACGUACUUACAGUAAACAUACCUUAAAUCUAAAUUAUCUAAAUUCAUGUAAAAUUAUGGCCGCAGAAGAAGGUUUUGAACAGUUUGAAGACGAGGAAGCCGAAAUACCGAUUGGUGGAACUUUACCUGGCGGUAGGAAACGUUUGUUUUCAAAAGAAUUGCGAUGUAUGAUGUAUGGUUUUGGUGAUGAUCAAAAUCCGUAUACAGAAAGUGUCGAUUUAUUAGAAGAUCUAGUUAUUGAGUUCAUUACUGAAAUGACACAUAGAGCUAUGGAAAUUGGACGCACCGGUCGUGUUCAAGUAGAAGAUAUAGUAUUCUUAGUCAGGAAAGAUCCAAGAAAAUAUGCAAGAGUCAAAGAUCUCUUAACAAUGAAUGAAGAAUUAAAGAAAGCUAGAAAAGCAUUUGAUGAAGUUAAAUAUGCAGAAUAACAUCAUUCAGUCCUACUCCUUGGUAUGAAGAGCCACACAACCCUAAAGGAAUUUUAUGCGUGGAGAUAUAAUUGCGGAUGCGGGUUAAGCGUUGCAUGUGACCUACUAUGUGCUGCGGAAUACAAUCCUUCAAAAUGGAAACAUUGAAAACUGUGGGAUCUUCCUCAAUGUGUAAGAUUUCCUGUACUUGGUUGACUGCUACAGUCAACAAGUGUUCAUCAGAUGAGCACUGUCCAAAGUAUUUCUCAAACCAUUCGCCUCCCAUCAUGACAGUCAGUACCUGGAUUAUAACAAUUAUAAAUAUUUAAUUCCUACAGAUUUUUCUAAUUCAUUAAAUAGUCACAAAACAUCAUUUAAAUAUUAAAAUCCAUUUGAUAUUGUUACAAAGUACUUUUACAAUUUAGUAUAAAGAACCAAGAGGUUAAUAUAUAAAGUAUGGUAUGAUUUGUGGAAGCUUUAAAAAAAUAAACAGGUAAUAAAAAUUCCAAUUUCUACAUA